CAAAGCGAACCCCACAACGCCGCCACCCCCACCUCCGUCUGCUCUCACCGACCAGCACAGCGCCGCUUCGCCGGCCGCCGGAUCCAGCAUGCAGCCCUCGUCCUCGUCCUCGUCCUCGUCCGCGCACCCGCCCGACCACCACGACGCAAAGCCCUCGGGCCCCGCCAUGGGCUACCCCGUCCCCAUCGGGAACCCCGCCGCUGCCGCCGUCGCUAACGGCUCUGCUCCGGCGGCCUUCGGCAUCGCGUACCCCUACCCCGCCCCGCCUCAUCACCCGCCGCCGCACCACCACUACCCGUACCCUCCACCGCCGCCGCACCACCACCACCACUACGCAGCCCACCCGCCGCCGCCGCCCAGCUGCCUGCGCCACCUCCUCGCGGCCAUCGUCGGCGCCUUCCUCUUCCUUGGCGCCGCCACCUUCAUCGUCUGGCUCCUGCUCCGCCCACGCGCCCCGGCCUUCGCCGUCACCUCCCUCGCCCUGUCCCGUGUCGCCUACUCCCCUGCCAACUCCUCCCUCUCCGCCUCCUUCGACGCCGCCUUCCUCGCCGCAAACCCCAACAGCAAGCUCUCCGUCGCCUACUUCUCGCCCCUCGCCUCCGUCUUCCUCGCGCCCUCCUCCCCGCUCGCCGUCGCCUCGCUCGCGCCCUUCGGCCAGGGCCCCGGCAAUGCCACCACGCUCGCCUUCCGUCUCGUCGUCGAGGACGCCUACGUCGGGCCCGACGCCGCCGCCGCGCUCAAGACGGGCGCCGUCGACGUCCAGGUCAGGCUCAUGGCCGUCGCCGUCUUCGAUAGAGGGGGGUGGCGGACGAGCCGGAGGGUCAUGAGGGUUAUGUGCGAUGGCGUCAAGGUCGUUUUCCGCGGGAAGAAUUCCACUGAGGCAGCCUUCCAUGGGCCGCCAAGAAGGUGUGAUGUCUUCCUGUGAAGGAGUUUUGAGGACCAUUAUACCGGGUUUGCUGACAACUCUCGAUGCUGAUCGGGGGGAGACUUUUAUUCUAUAGGCACAAGAAGCUAACAGGCACUGCGGGUCGUUUGUUUUGACCGGGAAUAUCCAGCAGUCCAGCUGAGUAACCAUGCUUUUUACCUGACUGUAAUAGAGUAGUGACUAGUGAGUGCGAGAAAGUCUGAAAUGGUUCAUGCUUGGUGGUAGAUUUUAUAUAUAACUAUAUUUAUAUGUACAACUCCAUGUACAUGUAUAUAUAAUUUCUAGUUCACAACAAAUAAUUUAAAAC
Molecule: messenger RNA, 1232 nt
Organism: Zea mays
Lineage: Eukaryota; Viridiplantae; Streptophyta; Magnoliopsida; Poales; Poaceae
Product: Late embryogenesis abundant (LEA) hydroxyproline-rich glycoprotein family
Exons: 2
Coding region: 89-925 (278 amino acids)
Biological process (GO): defense response to other organism
Cellular component (GO): plasma membrane
Source: RefSeq, marked predicted